Leptomonas pyrrhocoris is the source of this 1857-nucleotide messenger RNA. RefSeq lists its product as hypothetical. The record is from RefSeq and is a predicted model, not a curated record. Gene Ontology annotation, molecular function: GTPase activator activity. The coding region runs from base 1 to 1857 and encodes 618 amino acids. NCBI's taxonomy places the organism in Eukaryota, Euglenozoa, Kinetoplastea, Trypanosomatida, Trypanosomatidae. Gene Ontology annotation, biological process: endoplasmic reticulum to Golgi vesicle-mediated transport; positive regulation of GTPase activity. Gene Ontology annotation, cellular component: endoplasmic reticulum membrane. The transcript has a single exon.
AUGUCGAGUGAACCUGCCCCGGCCCGCGCCUCUUCGGACGCCGCAGGAGAUGAGGCCCUCGCCAAGACAGUGAAGCUGCACCGCCUGCAGCAGACCGAGGAGGAGUAUGUGGGCUACUGCGCCUUGCUGUGCCGCACCGGUCGGGUGCUCUCCGGCAAGUUGCGGGCGAUGGUCUGGCGGGACGUCAUCAUUGGCCGAAAGAAGGCCACGCCGGUGCCGCUGCUGGGCGACGGCAUCAUUCGACAGUUUCAGGAGACGCGCUCGCAGUCCACCGCCAGCGCCGCGACCCACACGAGAGAGAACACCAACAUGGAAGACUCCUUUGACUCGACGCUGAGCCGUCCAACUCCGCGCACGGCGGACGAGAGCGGCGGCGCUGGCGGCAGAAGCGCAGGCGGCGAGCCGACCAAGUCCAAAGACGAGUUGGUGCGCUCGCACGAAGGCGGAGACGCCACCACGAGUGCCGCGCUGCAGCCGGCGUGCAGCGAAGGCGGCGACUCCGACUGGGAUGUCACACUGCGGCCCCAACAGAGCGGCGCAGGGACCUCGCCGGCAGCCUCGCCCGCCUCGCCUGCCUCCCUCCACCACCUCCACCGCCACCGCCACCCUUCCCUCGAGCCGGCGCAGCCGCCACACGCCGGGCUGCUGGACGACGUCACGGAGGACGAGCGACGCGGCUCGCCCAAGAUGCACACACCCGCGCGCCGUCGCGCCGUGUCGCAGCUCUCGCGUCGCGUGAAGUUCGACGUGAAUCAGCGCAGAGAUCUCUGGGGAGACGGGGAGGAAGACAGGAGCGGCUCCUCGAGCAACGAGCUGCCCGGCAACGUUCUGCGGCCCAUGGCCUGGUACCACCUGCCCGAGAACUGCCAGCCACGCGUCGUGGAGGCGGACAUCGAGCGCUCCCUGUGGAGGCUGCAUACUAACCCCGAAGAGCGUGCGGAGCGGCGGCGGUGUCUGCGAAACAUUCUUCUGCGCGUUCUCCUGCACAACCCUGACCGUUUCUACUACCAAGGGCUGCACGAGCUGGUGGGCUUCGUCAUGUACACGCUGAGCCCCUACCUGGACGCGGAGGAGGUGGUGUCGGUGUGCGAGGUCCUGUUCAACACGCGAUGGCAGAAGUUCAGUGCGCGUCGGCUCACCAACUCCGAGGCAAUGCUGUACGCCAUUCACGCCGUUGUGGCUCAGGAGGACCCGCCGCUGGCGGCCGCGCUGGAGUGGGCGGGUGUGGGCCCGGAGUCACACUACGCCGUGUCGUGGGUGAUUACGUGGUACGUGCACAGCGUGGAGAGCGUGACGGUCUUGACGCGACUCUUCGACUACUUCAUCGCAGACCCCACCGGAAGGGCAGUGAUCUACUUCACCGCCGCCUUCGUCAUGAGUCAGCGCAGGACCAUCUUUGAGUGGAUUCACGCAGCGAAGGAGGAAUUCGGGGUCCCCGCCGAUGCACCGGAGACGACGGAGGAUGGCAUUGUGCUGAUGGCCCGCGUGUAUGCCCAGCUCUCCCGUCUGCCUGGCAGCGUGCUGCAGUCGAUGGACACGGCGGCCCUCGAGGACCUGAUCGGCCAAGCUGAGCAGUUCAGCAAGUUGUACUGUCAGAUGGUGCCGGAGCAGGAGGAGGAUUUUCUGCGCGGCGACGUCAAGAAACUCGGCAUGCUGUCGAACGCCGCGACGCGUAAUGCGGCGCUGCGGCUGCUGUGGCACUUCCUGCCGCGUGAGUGGCGCAACCCGGCCAAGGUAGAGCGCGUGCGGCGCUUUGUGUUUUGGACGAGCGUGAUGGUGGCCGCCACCGCGAUUGUGGUCGGGACCGCCGCCGUGGACGUGAAGCAAGGAGGCUGGGUCCGUAGCCUGUUUCACUGA